Culex pipiens pallens (northern house mosquito) is the source of this 1616-nucleotide messenger RNA. RefSeq lists its product as uncharacterized. The record is from RefSeq and is a predicted model, not a curated record. Gene Ontology annotation, molecular function: nucleic acid binding. The coding region runs from base 184 to 1227 and encodes 347 amino acids. NCBI's taxonomy places the organism in Eukaryota, Metazoa, Arthropoda, Insecta, Diptera, Culicidae. The transcript is spliced from 2 exons.
AGAAAUCUAAGAUCAAAACUAGGGUGAUUUGUAACGGAGCUUUGCUCGGGAUCGUCCGGUAUAAAGUGUCCUGCUGCUUUUUCUCGACGGCGAUUGCAUUGAACGAGAUCUUUUGUCCGCGCGCCUGUCUGUUGUUUUGCUAAGUCAGUUUUCGGUUCAUAAGCUUCGAAUAUAGACGUCUUAAUGGGUGAUAUUAUAAUCGAACAGCUCAAAAAGCGAGCUACAGAAAAUACGGUCUACCACGCUCUCUACGGAUAUUACUUCCUCGGGUUAACCAAAACUAAACUGGCCAAAAUCUACCGCAAGCACAUUUCUACAAUAACAAGCUGGGUCUCCAAAUACGCCGCCAACGGAUUCUUCUCAAGGAAGAAAUAUGAACGGGACGUUAAAAAGUUCGGAGUUGAGAAGAUAGACUGGAUUCUGAAGCAAUAUGAGAAAAAACCGACAUUGUUCUUGGGAGAAACGAAGCAAAUGUUUGAGCAAACAUUCGGGUUAACCAUCUCAGCAUCAACGGUUUGCAGAAUUUUGCACCACGCUGGACUUACUUGGAAGACAAUCGAGAGGAGAGCCAUUCAGAUCCGGUCAGCGGACAUCGUUCGUUACUGGCAGGAGUUGGCAAGCCUGCUCUGGGACUUCCACUGUCUACUUUUUCUUGACGAAGUUAGCUUCGACAAUCGGACGCUCCUACGCAACAAGGGAUAUUGCAUGCAAGGAGAGCGACUAGUUUGUACCGGAGAGUUCCUGAGGAAGCCUAGGGUUUCUCUUUUAUGCUUCUUAGGGCAAAACGGUAUGACUGAAGUUUAUGACACCGAGGGCACCUUCAACAGGACGAAAUUUUUCGAGUGUGUCCAGAAGUUCAUUCGCGACAACAAUGUGGAGCGUUAUCCGGGCGCAAAUUCCAUUUGGAUAAUGGAUGGCGCUCGGAUACAUUGCGAUCCCAUGAUCAUUUACUACCUUCGAUCACUGGGAAUCAUCCCGAUCUUUUUACCCGCCUAUUGUCCCAUGUACAAUCCGAUUGAGAUAGUGUUCGGUCUGGUCAAGGAUCGUCUGAGGUUCCUGUACAGAGAAAAUUCCAAGCAAGACAUCAAGAUCGUGAUUGCAGAGGUUCUCCAAACGUUUUGCGAUCGUUCGAUGGAGAAUUUGUUCCGUCACUGCGGUUACAUAAGAGGAGGAAAGUUUGAUCCGACAAAGCGGAUGCACCAAAAUGUUGCAAACCUGUCCGCGUAACGGAUUUUGUAAAUAAAUAUAUUGUAAAGCCUAAAAACUGAUUUUAUUUGAAAACUCGAGAAAAUGAUUGCAUCGGCAAAUGUGUUGUAUUUGUAAAACUCUGAUUCACCAAGGUUCGAUGCACUUACGAUUCGCUGCUGAAAACAAUGAAAAUUAAAGUCUUUUUAGAAACAUCUACACACUCACAAAACGCUCUUGUACCUACUUCCCAAAAAUCCGUUCCUUUCCUCUUUAGAUAGUGUUUUAAAACACAACUCAUAAAAGUUGAUCUUUCAUAAAUAACAUUGCCACUCAAUGCAAAAAUACAAAUCAAAACAUAAACAGCUUUCCUUGGCAACCCUUGGAAACCAUACAGCUGUGAUGAAAAAUCACUGUGAUAAAAAGGUACU